This is a messenger RNA of Lipotes vexillifer (Yangtze River dolphin), 459 nucleotides long. It is a transcript of the gene RGS21, whose product is annotated as regulator of G protein signaling 21. The transcript has 4 exons. NCBI's taxonomy places the organism in Eukaryota, Metazoa, Chordata, Mammalia, Artiodactyla, Lipotidae. The record is from RefSeq and is a predicted model, not a curated record. The coding region runs from base 1 to 459 and encodes 152 amino acids.
AUGCCAGUGAAAUGUUGUUUCCACAGGUCACCAACUACAGAAACAACAGUGUGUUCUGAAAAUAUGGAUACACUUUUAACCAACCAAGCUGGUCUAGAUGCUUUUCGAACAUUCCUAAAAUCAGAGCUCAGUGAAGAAAACGUUGAGCUCUGGCUUGCCUGUGAAGACUUUAAGAAAACAGAAAGUGCAGAAAAAAUUGCUUCCAAAGCCAAGAUGAUUUAUUCUGAAUUCACUGAAGCUGAUGCCCCUAAACAGAUUAACAUUGACUUCAGUACCAGGGACCUCAUCUCAAAGAAUACUGCAGAAUCAACUCUCAAAUGUUUUAAUGAGGCUCAGCAGUUGAUCUACAGUCUGAUGGCCAAGGAUUCUUUCCCUCGACUUCUAAAGUCAGAGAUUUAUAAGAAACUGGUAAAUAGCAAACAGGUUGGAAAUCAUAAAAAAUGGCUCCCUUUCUUGUAA